UGUGACCAUCGCGACCUUUAUUCUUUUCGCUCUUGGCACACACAUCGGUACUUGGACACUUUCACGCAUCGGUACAUGGGAGGGGGAAUUCUAUCAUCAUGUCACCUUCCCCUUCCGAUCGGACACCUCUCCUGUCCGAGGAGCCCCGCCGCCGCCCGAGCAACGCUGUAGACGGGGACGACGAGACAGGCUACGACCCCGAUCCAUCUCCUCCUCCAGGCCCCUUCCGACUGCGCGAAACCCUCCUGUUUAUCUGGGCACUCCUGGCCACUGCGGGUGUCAUCGUUCUCGCCGUCUGGAGCCAGCAUAGCCGUCAAACGCGCCAUGAGCCCUCUGCUCCCGAGAAGCGAAAUCUCAUUUUCAUGGUCUCCGAUGGAAUGGGCCCCGCCUCGCUCUCGUUGACACGGAGUUUCCGCCAGCAUAUCCACGACCUCCCACACAACGAUACGCUCACGCUGGACCAGAACUUCUGGGGCACCAGCCGCACUCGGUCCUCCAACUCCCUCGUCACCGAUAGCGCUGCGGGGGCCACGGCCUUCUCGUGCGGAAAGAAGAGCUACAAUAGUGCGAUUUCUGUCACGCCGGACUACGAGCCCUGCGGCACCGUUCUCGAGGCCGCCAAGAGGGCUGGGUACAAGACGGGCCUCGUCGUCACCACCGAUAUCACUGAUGCCACCCCGGCAUGCUUCGCCAGUCAUGUUCUGACUCGGUCCAUGAACGACGAUAUUGCUCUGCAGGAGGUCGGUGACGGGCCCCUCGGCCGGGUCGUGGACCUUAUGCUUGGAGGUGGCCGCUGCCAUUUUCUACCCAACGGCACCGACGACAGCUGCCGCCUGGACGACACGGACGUUGUCAGCAUCGCGCAGAGCCAGUUCAACUGGACCUAUGCCAGCGACAGGGCGGGUUUCGAUGAUCUGGACGGAGGCGAAAACGUCAAUAUGCCCUUCCUCGGCCUCUUCGCCCAUUAUAACGUUCCCUUUGAGAUUGACCGCCGCCACAUGAACCACAUUUACCCGAGCCUGACCGAGAUGACCAGGACAGCUCUGCGUGCCCUGGAGAAAGCGACGGAGGAUAGUGACCAAGGAUUCUUCCUCAUGAUUGAGGGCAGUAGGAUCGAUCAUGCGGGCCACAUCAACGACCCGGCGGCUCAGGUACAUGAGGUACUGGAAUAUGACAACGCCUUCGAGAUUGUGCUGGAAUUCAUCGAAAAGAGCGACACCGAGACCAUCCUGGUGGCCACCAGCGACCACGAGACGGGUGGUCUUUCCACGGCGCUUCAGGAGCCUGGCCAAUGGCCGGUGUAUGACUGGUUUCCCAAGGCACUUGCCCAAGCUAAUUCCUCAGCCGAAUACUUGGCCUUGAGACUGGCGAAGCACGUGGUCGAAGCGCCGUCCGAAAGCAAGAAAGACCUCAAGAAGUGGAUUAACAAGAACCUGGUGAUAGCAGGUCUCGGAAUCACGGACGCCCUGGACGAGGAACUCGAAGCACUCGCCGAGGCGCCCUUGGACGGAACCUACAUUUUCGCGGCCAUGAUCAGCCUUCGGGCGCAUGUGGGCUGGAGCACGCACGGACAUUCAGCGGUGGAUGUGAACAUUUACAGCUCGGGCGGACGAGGCGUCGACAAGAUCCGCGGCAACAUGGAGAACACGGACAUCGGCAAUUUCCUGCACGAGUGGCUGGACGUUGACGUGGGUGCCAUCACGAAAGAGCUCAAGGCCAAGGCCGACAGAGCAAAGCAUCUGGGCGCUGAUCGUCUGCUGAAAGAAGAUCUUGCUGCCCAAGUUGCGGGGUCGGUGGAAGGUCCGGAUCACUGGAUGGAGCAACAGCGUAUGCUCAACGGACAGCGGUGGUACGGGAACGGAGAGUGGUGAUUGGGGUGCGACGUGGGAUCACCAACGCGAGCGGCACCUCAAACGUUUCAUAU
Messenger RNA from Sodiomyces alkalinus F11, 1924 nucleotides. Its product is annotated as repressible alkaline phosphatase. The transcript has 3 exons. Gene Ontology annotation, biological process: dephosphorylation. NCBI's taxonomy places the organism in Eukaryota, Fungi, Ascomycota, Sordariomycetes, Glomerellales, Plectosphaerellaceae. The coding region runs from base 99 to 1871 and encodes 590 amino acids. The record is from RefSeq and is a predicted model, not a curated record. Gene Ontology annotation, molecular function: alkaline phosphatase activity. Gene Ontology annotation, cellular component: fungal-type vacuole membrane.